Molecule: messenger RNA, 1030 nt
Organism: Owenia fusiformis
Lineage: Eukaryota; Metazoa; Annelida; Polychaeta; Sabellida; Oweniidae
Source: the annotation of a GenBank genome assembly
AUUAGAAAUACAUUGAAUGGUUCAUUUUUCAUUAAAUAAUAUACAUAAUAUAUUUUUGUCAAUUCAACGUUUUUGGUCACACAGGCAGUACUCAACCUUGACGGCCAUGAUGGCAGCUCCCCGAUUCGGAAACUUCGUGCGCCAGUUCAGUUGCUCUGCAGUUGCUCAGGGUAAACUAGCACAGGCACCUGUACAGAUCUUUGGCAUCGAGGGACGCUAUGCCCAUGCGGUGUACUCAGCCGCAUCCAAAGAAAAUAAGAUUGAUCAACUAGAAAAAGAAUUCAAUAAAUUUAGGACACUAUUGAAAGAUCAGCCCAAGCUUCUAGAAGUCAUGAAAAACCCAACUCUCAAGAGAGGAUUAAAAAGAGAUACCGUAGAAAAAGUCCUGAAGGCUGAAAAAUUUUCACCUCUAACAACAAAUCUUUUCAUUGCCAUGGCUGACAAUGGGAGACUGAAGAAGGCCCCUGCUGUAAUGGAUGCUUUUGACACAAUCAUGAGUGCAGUCAGAGGAGAGGUUACAUGUACAGUCACCACAGCAAAGGCAUUAGAUGCAGCCAGUGAAAAAGCUCUUCGAGCUGCUUUGAAUGGCUUUGCCAAGCAAGGAGAGAAAAUACAGUUGACGCUUGAUGUUGACCCAACUUUGAUUGGAGGAAUGGUCGUGAAAAUUGGCGAUAAAUUUGUAGAUAUGUCUAUGGCAUCCAAGAUUACAACAUAUACCAACCUAAUCAAGCAAGCCGUUUAACGUAGGACACUCUUAGGAAUAAUGCAUAUAUCUAGUGAUGAGGAUAGUUCUGAAUUAAAGGAUGAUAAGCCUAUGGACUGGUUGUUAUCAGUUUUGAGAAAGUUAAAAUUUAGGACAUUGAUUGAAAAAAUAAGUUGAUUUUAAGACGAUGAACUACUUUUGCGUUACAAGAAUCCUCUAAAAUGAGUUAGUGAGUGAAUUGUAGUGUGUUUGCCAAAUGCCAAUUUUGUACAGUACAAAGCCAUUAUUGGUAGAAAUAAAUUAAUACACAUUCUUAAACAUAUAAUA